Molecule: messenger RNA, 1604 nt
Organism: Hordeum vulgare subsp. vulgare (domesticated barley)
Lineage: Eukaryota; Viridiplantae; Streptophyta; Magnoliopsida; Poales; Poaceae
Product: cyanohydrin beta-glucosyltransferase-like
Exons: 1
Coding region: 62-1462 (466 amino acids)
Molecular function (GO): UDP-glycosyltransferase activity
Source: RefSeq, a predicted model, not a curated record
ACGUACGGACCCUGCCUUAGCCGACGAAGCCAAGUGAAACUAUACGCGAUCAAACUUAGCCAUGGGUUCGGAGCAGAAGCCGCACGUGGUGUUCGUGCCGUUCCCGGCGCACGGCCACGUCGCGCCGCACACGCAGCUCGCGCGCGUCCUCCACGCCCGCGGCUUCCACGUCACGCUCGUGCACACCGAGCUGCACCACCGCCGCCUCGUGCUCGCCGAGGCCGCCGCCUCGCCCGCCUGGCUCGGCGUCGAGGUCAUCCCGGACGGGCUGUCGCUGGAGGCGCCGCCGCGGACGCUGGAGGCGCACCUCGACGCGCUGGAGCAGAACUCCCUCGGGCCGUUCAGGGAGCUGCUGCGCGCCAUGGCGUGCAGGCCCGGCGUGCCGCCCGUGAGCUGCGUCGUGGCGGACGCGCCCAUGUCGUUCGCCUCGAUUGCGGCGCGGGACGUCGGCGUCCCCGACGUGGUGUUCUUCACCGCGUCCGCGGCCGGGCUCAUGGGGUACUUGCAGUUCCAGGAGCUGGUGAAGAGGGGCCUCGUCCCGCUGAAAGGGGCCGGGUACAAGACCGACGGCAGCCUCGACGCCCCGGUGGACUGGGUGCCCGGGAUGAAGGGCAUGCGGCUCAGGGACAUGCCGACCUUCUGCCAUACGACGGACGCCGACAGCGCGCUGCUGAGCAUCCACCUCCUCCAGAUGCGCGUCGUCGCCGCCUCCAAGGCCGUCGUCAUCAACACGUUCCACGGCAUGGAGAAGGACGUCGUCGACGCGCUCGCGGCAUUCCUCCCGCCCGUCUACACUGUCGGCCCUCUCUCCAGCGUCGUAUCGUCGCUCCCGGCGGGAAGCGACGACUUCUCGACCUCCACGGACACGCCGAGCCUCUUUCAGGAGGACCCGGAAUGCAUGGCGUGGCUGGACGGGAAAGAGGCUCGCUCCGUCGUGUACGUGAGCUACGGGAGCCACGCCGCCGCGGGCGCCGACAAGGUAAAGGAGUUCGCGUCCGGGCUGGCCAGGUGCGGCUCUCCCUACUUGUGGGUUCUGCGGUCCGACAUGGCGGCCGGCGUCGAGGUCGGGCAGAACGGGCUCAUCGUGCCUUGGUGCGCCCAGGAGGCGGUCCUUGCCCACCCAGCCGUGGGACUUUUUGUUACGCACUGCGGGUGGAACUCCAUCUUGGAGACCGUGAUCGCCGGCGUGCCAGUGCUCGGUUGGCCAAUGAUAUCCGAGCAGACGACCAACUGCCGGCAGGUAACCACAGCAUGGAACAUUGGAGCCGAGCUGCCUCAGGAGGCGGGGGGCGAUGAAAUAGCUGCACUGGUGAAGGAGAUGAUGGUCGGGGAGAAGGGGAUGGAGGCGAGGGAGAAGACGUUGGAGUGGAAGAGGCUGGCUGAAGAUGCUACCAAAGAAGGGGGCUCGUCCUGUGCUAACCUUGAUAGGUUCGUUGAGGAUGUGCUGCUCAAGGGGUUAUGAUUUUAUUUUAUUUGUUUAUGGUUCAUUCUAUCAAUUCGUUUUGUACCUAUAAGUGAACAAGCACGAGUCAGUAGCAUGAGCUACUGAUGAAUGAGCUUCUAAUUAUCUGCAAUUUUAAGAGAAACUGAGCUUCACUUUUUUC